Molecule: messenger RNA, 1427 nt
Organism: Boeremia exigua
Lineage: Eukaryota; Fungi; Ascomycota; Dothideomycetes; Pleosporales; Didymellaceae
Exons: 5
Coding region: 109-1416 (435 amino acids)
Biological process (GO): protein refolding; response to heat
Cellular component (GO): cytoplasm
Molecular function (GO): ATP binding; Hsp70 protein binding
Source: RefSeq, a predicted model, not a curated record
GUUUGCUCGACUUUUCUGGCCAGCCCGGCGCUGCUCUGCUGCUUCUGCUGCUCCCCUCGCACAGACCCGUGACCCCCAACGCGUGCAGCUCCUCCCCGGUCCGCAAACAUGAACGACGUCGAAGAAAUCGAUCUCUACGAGGUGCUCGGCAUCGGCAACAGCGCCAGCAAAGUCGAGAUCAAGAAGGCCUACCACAAGGCUGCACUCGCACACCACCCCGACAAGGUCGCCGUCGAGGAGCGCGAGGAGGCCGAGAUCCGCUUCAAGUCCGCCAAGCAGGCCUACGAGAUCCUCUCCGACGAUGACAAGCGCCAGCUCUACGACACCCACGGCAUGGCCGCCUUCGACCCCGCCCGGGGCGGCGGCGGGCAGCCGGACAUGGACGACAUCCUCGCCCAGAUGUUCGGCGGCAUGGGUGGCGGCAUGGGCGGCGGUUUUGGCGGUAUGCCCGGCAUGGGAGGCUUCGGUGGUAUGCCCGGUGGCCCUGGCCGCAACGUGCCCAAGAAGGGACGCAGCGUAGAGCAGGAGUACGAGGUCACGCUGGAGGAGCUGUACAAGGGCAAGACAACCAAGUUCUCCAACACCAAGAACAUCGUCUGCAACCAGUGCGAGGGUUCCGGUGGAAAGAAGGGCUCCAAGAGCCACGACUGCGCUGUCUGCAACGGACGCGGCGCAAAGCAGAUGCUCCGCCAGGUCGGCCCCGGCCUCGUCACCCAGGAAACCGUGGCCUGCACCAACUGCCAAGGCUCCGGCCAGAUCAUCCCCGAGAAGCAGCGUUGCAAGAAGUGCAAGGGCAAGAAGGUCGUCGAGUCCAAGAACGUUCUGGAACUGUACAUUCCCCGCGGUGCACGACAAGGCGAGCGCAUCGUACUGGAAGGCGAGGCCGAUCAGCUGCCAGACCAGGAGCCCGGCGACAUCAUCUUCACCCUCGAGGAGGCUGAGCACGAGACAUUUGAGCGUGCUGGCGCUGAUCUGCGCGCCAUCUUGAAGAUCUCGCUCGCCGAAGCGCUGACGGGCCUCAACAGGGUCGUCCUGACACAUCUCGACGGCAGGGGCAUCCAGCUCAACAUCCAGCAACCAAGCGGCAAGGUUCUGCGACCCGGCCAGGUUCUCAAGGUCCCUGGCGAGGGCAUGCCCAUGAAGCGCAGCGACGCAAAGGGCGACUUGUACCUGCAAGUUGACAUUGAGUUUCCCGAGGACGGCUGGCUUGCCGACGACGCCGCGCUGCAGAAGGUCAAGGAUGCUCUGCCAGCGACGAAGACAUCGGACGAGAAGCACGAAGAGAUCGAGGAGGUCGAGCUUGACUUCGACGCCGACAUGGAGGACUUCGGUGCCGGGUCAGGAGACCCUCGCGCCGGCGGCGCUGAUUGGGAGGACGAAGAGGAGGAGGCUGGCCCCCAGUGUGCUACGCAGUAAGGCGUGCCCGC